AUGACAGCUGGAACUGUUGUGAUAACUGGAGGAAUUCUCGCGACAGUGAUACUUCUGUGUAUCAUUGCUGUGCUCUGUUACUGUCGACUCCAGUAUUACUGCUGUAAGAAGAAUGAGUCAGAGGGAGAUGCAAUUUCAGGUUCUCAGACGCGGUUUGCCUGCAAUGCGUGCAGCGCACCCAGCAUGGAUGGGGCCUCAGUCACUCCCCCCUCUCUCUCCUCUGAACCUGUGCCGCCUCGUAGCUACUGUCCAACCUGUUCUCCGUACAGCUCUCCGUUUUACAUCCGCACCACCGAUGAGAUGCGUAACGGAGGAGAGCGCAUCACCUACAUGCCCACUCGCUACGAGAACCCAACUCUCACUCUACCCACAAUGCACAGCGCCUCGCUGAGUUCCCGCAACCUGCCGGAUUUUCACGUCAACACGCGUGCCAUUAGCACUGAUGUCUGA
Chanos chanos (milkfish) is the source of this 450-nucleotide messenger RNA. RefSeq names its product family with sequence similarity 163 member Ab (gene fam163ab). NCBI's taxonomy places the organism in Eukaryota, Metazoa, Chordata, Actinopteri, Gonorynchiformes, Chanidae. The transcript has 2 exons. Bases 1 to 450 code for a protein of 149 amino acids. The record is from RefSeq and is a predicted model, not a curated record.